AUGGCAACAACCUAUCGUUCACGUGUAGAACCUGUACGUCUCGAUACAUCAUCACGUAUUGUUCCUUCCAAUGAUUAUUAUCAAAUGAAUGAUCAACAAAUCAAAGCUCGACAACAAAUGGCUCAUGUAAAUGUUGUUGUAACACAACCGGGUCGAAAUGUAUGGGAAUUUGAACAUCCAUGGUCAACGACACUUUUUUCAUGUUGUACCAACAUGAAACAAUGUUGCUUUGCUUUCUUUUGUCCAUGUUGCUUUGAAUAUCAAGUGUACAAACGAGCCGGAGAGACUGGAUGUACAUGCCUAUGUCCUGCUGCACGAUUUGCAUUGAGAUCGAAAAUUCGUACCGCUUUUCGUAUUGAGGGUGAUCUAUGCAAUGAUUGUUGUAUUUCAACAUUUUGCCCAUGUUGUACUACUAUUCAAUUGAAUCGUGAAUUAUAUUAUCAAGGCCUUUGA
Molecule: messenger RNA, 453 nt
Organism: Rotaria socialis
Lineage: Eukaryota; Metazoa; Rotifera; Eurotatoria; Philodinida; Philodinidae
Source: the annotation of a GenBank genome assembly